AUGUCUGACCGAAUCCCCACCUCCACCUCCGUCGUCGAGUCAGCCGUCAUUGACGCCCCGUUCAGCGAUGUCUGGCACUUGAUCAAGCUCCAGGACUUCUCAAAGUUCUGGUCUAGUCUCACCACCAGUGAAUUCGUCAAGGGAGCUUCCCCGGAGACCGACAUCGUCAAGUGGGCUUUCAAGGAUGGAACCGAGCUGGAGGUCAAGCAGGAAGCACAUUCUUCCAUCGACUACUACAUCACCUACUCUGUCAUCUCCUCGCAGCCUGCAUUGACGUACUCGUCCGUCAUCAGCACAAUCAAGCUCUUUCCUGUCACUUCUGGAACGCACGAAGGUCAGACCUUUGUUCAAUGGUCGGGAAACUUCUCUAGCGAUGCCGAUGCUGGUGUGAUCGAGGAUGCAAAGUACAAGCGCCGCGAAGCUCUAGCCGAUCUUGCCAAAGUUGUUUGCAAGAAGUAGAGAACUACUGAACGAAGCACACCUCUUCACGAUAAGAUCGCAUGGACGGAUGUUGGAGAGUGGCUAGGGACUGGAUUGAAAAGACAUGAGUUACGACAACGAGUAGCCUAUCUGUAGAACGAAGGCGUCGAAAGCAAUGAAUAUAAGAACAUAAGGGCAAUAGCAUUACCAUUAACAACACAUUGACUAGCGCGACCAUUGACAUAACCAUCUUCCUUG
Pseudovirgaria hyperparasitica is the source of this 678-nucleotide messenger RNA. Its product is annotated as Bet v1-like protein. The transcript is spliced from 3 exons. NCBI's taxonomy places the organism in Eukaryota, Fungi, Ascomycota, Dothideomycetes, Acrospermales, Acrospermaceae. The coding region runs from base 1 to 459 and encodes 152 amino acids. The record is from RefSeq and is a predicted model, not a curated record.